AUGAUGUUAUUAUUAGCACUAGCGAACGGUAUGACCUCAGCAAAAAAAGCUUUCCAAGAACGAAAAUCAAAGCCAGCUAAUUCCACAAUAAAAUGCUAUUCUCGCAAGGACUUAAUAGCAAUACAAAAUAGUGUGCCAAAGGAGGCAUGGAUUCCGUACGUGAGAGCCCAAUGGGACACAGAUGAAGAGCCGUUUCAAUUGAACCAGUAUUUGCGCUGCUCUUUCGAAGAGCAACUGCGGCGAAAACGUGAGAUAGAACGGAAGCAGCGUAACGAGGUAAUGAAGAGUCGUCAGAAGACGCAGAUGGAAAAGCCGAAAUUACGAGCGUUUUCGCGAACAGGAUCCUCUACUCCUGUGGAAGAGGAUUCCUUUGAAAUGUUUUGUUCUCGGAUAAGCAACCACUUUACUCAAUUGAAAUCAACGAAGGAUGCUAAUAUUCUGCGUAUUGGAUCGGUAGUGAGUAUCAGAAUGUUUAUGACCAUGAGCUCAUCUUGCUCAAAGUAGGG
Molecule: messenger RNA, 506 nt
Organism: Strongylus vulgaris
Lineage: Eukaryota; Metazoa; Nematoda; Chromadorea; Rhabditida; Strongylidae
Source: the annotation of a GenBank genome assembly